GGGAUAACGGAAGCCUACCGUUGUCCCUGGUGGAACGACAUCCGGGUAUGGGAAUGAGGGAGAACCAGGCAAGGGGAAUGAAGCCGAAGGCAGUCGAUCAAAAUGCCAGAGGAGAUGGCGGACGGUGGGAGAAGGCUCGUGAUGCUCGACGACCUCAUCGAUGCCCUGGAUAAGCGCGAGAGAGCGCCGAGCAAUAUCCCGAAGGUCGAUACAUUCCAUUUCAAGGGAGAUCGGGUGUCAGACUGGCUAGACCUGGUUGAGCAGACACUGGUGGGAUUGGCGGAUGAAGUAAGAUUUCAGCGGAUUAUGAGAUACGUCCUUCAUAUCCACCAUCAGGAAGUGGGUAGGGUGGUGGACGCCGCAAAUGGCAGUUGGGCAAGGUUCAGAGACCUAAUGCUAAGAAAGUACAGGCUAGGGGAUGGGCUGCUGACCAUGGCGGACCUGGAGGCCAUGAACAAAGAUGACUUCUCCACAAUUGGGGCGUUCGUGCACGAGUUCAAAAAGAAGGCGAGGAAGGUGCCCGGGAUUUCUGAGGAGACGCAGUGUGCUAUAUUUUUGGGCCUCCUUACUGGCUCGGAGGCCGCGGAAUUGACGAGCCAUGGAGGAGGAAGUGAGAAGCUCGCCUGGGCCACUAUUGAUAAGGGAGUGGAAGAGGGGAGUCUCGACCAGGUGGAGCAGCACCAGUUGCGGUUGCAGAGGUGCAAGAGGAAGGAAAGGGACGCCACCGCAUUGGGGACCCCAGGGGUGAAGAGGAUUGUCACGGACGUGCUGGCUGCGAUGGGGUAUGAUAAUGAGGCGAAAGUGCAAAAGAGAGGGGUGACCGUGCCCCAAAGUCGGGCAUCGGGGGCAGUAGAUGAAGAGGUGGGACGAGAGGAUUACGGUGGAGAAGAAACGGGCUCCCAGAUCCUGACCAAAGCCCAGAGGAAGCAGCGUAAUUUGCUAAUGGGGGGUCAAGGAUCAGGGAAGGGGCAGGCCCCGCAAGCGGUUGCCGCGCCACCACCUGCCACCACGACAACGCCAACGUCAGUCGGGUCGUCGUGUAUGGGGCCGCCGCCGGCUUGUGGGAACUGGAUGCCGCAUUAUCAGCCCGCGCCCUGGCCCAGUUGUAACCACUGUACCUCCUGCGGAGGGAGUCAGGCCCAUGUUGGAUAGAUGGUUCCCUAUUCAGGGCCGUCGGCAAGUAUGGCCCCCCCGAGCUACCCGGCGACUCAAGGAGAGGCGACUGGGCCAGGACCAGUAAAGGUGGCACAUAGUU
Chara braunii is the source of this 1255-nucleotide messenger RNA. Lineage: Eukaryota; Viridiplantae; Streptophyta; Charophyceae; Charales; Characeae. The record is from the annotation of a GenBank genome assembly.